UGACUCCCACAAUUGGGAUACUGUCAUCGAUGGGUAUAGACUCUUUAGGAGAGAUAGGCGAGGUAGGAGGGGUGGGGGAGUUGCUCUCUAUGUCAGAGAUUGGAUAAACUGUGAGGAGCUCCCUACGAGAAGCAGUCAGGAACAGGUUGAGAGCCUGUGGGUUAGGAUUAGAGAUGGGACAAAUAUAGGUCAGCUGGUGUUAGGGGUAUACUACAGACCACCUGAUCAAGGGGAGGCUGUUGACGAGGCUUUCUUGCUCCAGAUGCGUGAGAUGUCUGGCUCACGGGCUCUUGUCCUGGUGGGGGACUUCAACCAUCCGGACAUCUGCUGGGAAAACCACACGGCGAGCUGCAAGAGCUCCAGAAGGCUCUUGGAAUCCAUUGACGAUAGCUUUCUGGUUCAGGUAUUGGACAGACCGACCAGAGGUGAAGCGUUGCUGGACCUGCUGCUCACCAACGCUGAGGAGAUCAUCAAAGGCGUCAAGGUUGGAGGCUGCCUGGGCUCCAGCGACCACGCCCUGGUUGAGUUUGUGAUCUCAAGCGAUGUGGGCCUGGCAAAGAGCAGGACCAGGACACUGAACUUCAGAAGAGCAGACUUCAAGUUACUCAAUGGAUUGCUGGCCAAGAUCCCCUGGCGCGCUGCCCUCAAAGACAAGGAUGUUGAGGAGAGCUGGCAGCUCUUCAAAGAUGCCCUCCUGGAAGCACAAGAGGUCUCCAUUCCUCUGAAUAAGAAAGUGGGCAGGCGAGGUAGGAAACCGGCAUGGCUCAGCAAGGACCUGCUGAGAGAACUGAGGGCGAAGAAAGGGGUGUACAAGCUCUGGAAACAAGGCUGUGUCACCUGGGAAGAGUACAGGGAUGCCGUCCGGACUUGCAGACGUGGGAUCAGGGAAGCCAAGGCGCAGACAGAACUGAACUUGGCAAGGGACGUGAAAAACAAUAAGAAAACCUUCUACAGGUACGCCCGUUUUGGCCUGUCUCUUCUGGGCAAUGUACCUGUAGAAGGUUUUCUUAUUGUUUUUCACGUCCCUUGCCAAGUUCAGUUCUGCCUGCGCCUUGGCUUCCCUGAUCCCACGUCUGCAAGUCCGGACGGCAUUCCUGUACUCUUCCCAGGUGACACAGCCUUGUUUCCAGAGCUUGUACACCCCUUUCUUCGCCCUCAGUUCUCUCAGCAGGUCCUUGCUGAGCCAUGCCGGUUUCCUACCUCACCUGCCCACUUUCUUAUUCAGAGGAAUGGAGACCUCUUGUGCUUCCAGGAGGGCAUCUUUGAAGAGCUGCCAGCUCUCCUCAACAUCCUUGUCUUUGAGGGCAGCGCGCCAGGGGAUCUUGUUUAA
Messenger RNA from Lagopus muta (rock ptarmigan), 1330 nucleotides. RefSeq lists its product as uncharacterized. Lineage: Eukaryota; Metazoa; Chordata; Aves; Galliformes; Phasianidae. The record is from RefSeq and is a predicted model, not a curated record. The transcript is spliced from 3 exons. Gene Ontology annotation, molecular function: catalytic activity. The coding region runs from base 263 to 1330 and encodes 355 amino acids.